UUGCUGAGUUUAUGCUCUGCCCUUGGUGUCUUCCUAAGUAGAAUCUGCAGGUUGAUGAAUUAAAUUUAGCUCAAAUUGGUCCAAAAUUUGAGCAUCACGAGAUGUUUCCUGCCCGAACUAACACAGAAUUUGUUCAAGUCUUCUCUCGUUCACAUCUAAAGAUGCGUGUGUGGGAGCGUGGGGCAGGAGCAACACUUGCCUGUGGAACUGGAGCUUGUGCCGUGGUGGUUGCAGCAGUUCUUGAAGGUCAUGCUGGGAGGAGUUGUACUGUUGAUUUGCCUGGCGGGCGACUAGAGAUUGAGUGGAGUGAGAAAGACAACCGUGUGUAUAUGACUGGCCCAGCUGAGGUAGUGUUCUAUGGAUCAGUGCCCCUAUGAUGUUAUCUUCAAUUUCUUCACAUUCUGUGAAGAUUGUUUGUAAUAAACUCACCUGUACUUUGUAGAAAUGAAAGAUUUUAAGGUUUGAGUAUGUUUGUCUGGCUUUAGGAGAGUUGAAUGUCUGUAGCCAUUUUUUUAAAGCUUUUUUUGGUAUAUCACAAGGGGAUGGAUUUUGCCCACUAUUUCUCUUUAAAUUGUAAAGUCAUAUUGGAGGGUUUGCCAUCUUUUCUUCUAA
Camellia sinensis is the source of this 612-nucleotide messenger RNA. The record is from RefSeq and is a predicted model, not a curated record. Lineage: Eukaryota; Viridiplantae; Streptophyta; Magnoliopsida; Ericales; Theaceae.